This is a messenger RNA of Podospora pseudocomata, 339 nucleotides long. RefSeq lists its product as uncharacterized. The transcript has a single exon. The record is from RefSeq and is a predicted model, not a curated record. NCBI's taxonomy places the organism in Eukaryota, Fungi, Ascomycota, Sordariomycetes, Sordariales, Podosporaceae. The coding region runs from base 1 to 339 and encodes 112 amino acids.
AUGAUGUUCAACCCCACCACCAUCUUCACCGCCAUCCUCGGCGCCACAUUCCUCGUCGCUCCGGCCAUCGCCGCGCCGGCGGAGGAGGUCGCUGCCCCUCUCGCAAAGAGAGUCUGGCUCAGCAACAUCGACGUCCAGGCUGCCUGCAAGGAGCAGUACACCAACCAGUACGUCGCCAUUGACAACGGCAACGGGUGCGGUGCCUGGCAGUGCGUGAUCAACAACAACCGAUACAGCGUCAACAUGGACAGCUACUGCGUCCGCCACCACGGUGGUGAGGCCUAUGCCAGCUGCGGCGGUGGCACCAAGUGGGACUGGCAGUGCCAUGACCGCUCUUGA